GUUCUAAACAGCGCGUUGUUUGACAACUUCGAUAAAAACAAGCAUCCCUUCUUCUUCAUUUAUAUGUUUAAAACCCUAAUUUUUGUACACAGUUGGCUUACCUUAAACCUUUUCUCCGAUUUUGAUUUGACGGACGAUUAAAUCGGAAGAAGGAUGGUUUGGUUUCAAUGCGAGGACUGUGGAGCGAGUCUGAAGAAGCCAAAGCUCCCGACUCACUUCAGGACGUGCCGUGCCUCAAGGUUAUCGUGCAUCGACUGUGGAGAAACGUUUGGACAAGAUAGUGUACAAGGACAUAACCAGUGCAUUACCGAGGCUGAGAAGUAUGGUCCAAAAGGGCUGUCAAAGGGCACACCUGCAAAGCCAAAGGACGGCUCGAAGCAACAGCCUGACUUUGAUAUUAAGGUUGGCUUGUCAAAUCGGUAUCCAUGGUUUUGUAGCUUAUGUAACACAAGUGCUACUAGCGAGCAGACUUUGCUUUCCCAUGCUGAUGGGAAGAAACACCGAGGAAAAGCAAAAAGCUUCCAUGCUAAACAACAGGGAUCUGACAACCCUGUGGUGGUGGAUGCAACGGAGAAUGCUUCUAAUGGUGUUACGGAAGAGAAGAAAGAAGAUUCAGUUGUCUUGCAUGUUGAGAAAAAGAGAAAGCUUGACGACACUUUAGUUGAUACGGAGAACAAGGGAGAGGUAGUUCAAACUGAAGGAAAAGGAAAUGAAGUGAAGAAAGCCAAGAAGCAGCAGGAUCAUGAGAAGAAAAUCAAUUGGAAGAAGUUGAUCACAUCAGCUUUGAAAUCUAAGGAAGAUAAAACUUUGAAGAUGAAGAAACUGAAGAAGCUCGUUCUGGAAUCUCUUGUGGAUUCAGGCAUUACUCGAGACAAAUCCGACGUUAGUGAGGAAAUAGAGCUUAAGGUGAACUCGAGCUCCAGAUUCACAGUUGAUGGCAAGUAUGUGAAACUUGUGGCUAAAGAUUGAAUCCGAUUCUUGAGGCAAGCAACAGCAACAGUCAAAUUUUUGCCAUUGUGAUUUAGUAUUAUUGUCUGUACCAAGUUUUGCAUUCUCAUUAUGGUAAAACAUUGAAACAGUUCUGAAGUGGUGACUUUUUAUUCGAGUAGACUUAUAAUGAACAAGUGUUGGUUAGAAAGUAAAGGUCGUGUCUAAGGAUCAAUGAUCUCAUUACGUUUACUUAAAUAUGUAAAUGGCAUUUU
Messenger RNA from Brassica rapa (field mustard), 1202 nucleotides. RefSeq names its product UBP1-associated proteins 1C. Gene Ontology annotation, molecular function: zinc ion binding; DNA binding. Gene Ontology annotation, cellular component: nucleolus. Gene Ontology annotation, biological process: negative regulation of transcription by RNA polymerase II; rRNA processing. Lineage: Eukaryota; Viridiplantae; Streptophyta; Magnoliopsida; Brassicales; Brassicaceae. The record is from RefSeq and is a predicted model, not a curated record.